AUGUCUACUAAACAUAGUAUUUAUAAAAAGAAUAGUCCAAAUAAUAAAUUAGUAGUAUAUUUAAUACAAAGAGAUAUAUUUGAUGAUUUACAAAUGAUUGAUCCAAUUGAAGGUAUAGCUACAAUUGAUAAAAUGAAAUUGAAAUCAUCUAAAAUAUUCGCUCGUAUACGUUGUACAUUUCGUUAUGGUGAACAACAAUUAGAUGAUGUUCUAUCAGGUGUAACAUUUUAUAAAGAAUUUCUUAUACAAACUAAACAAAUUUAUCCAAUAGAUAAAAAUAUAGAUGAAGAUAAGUAUAGUGAAGUACAAAAACGACUUAUUGAACGUUUCGGGGAUAAUGCUUUACCAUUUCAUUUCACAUUAACACAUGAUAUUCCAGCUUCAAUUACAUUACAAAUGGAUAAUAAAAAUUCAUUAGAUGAUAAUCCAUGUGGAAUUGAAUAUGUUCUACAAAUUUAUGCAUCAGAAACACCACAAUAUACAACUGGUAAACGAAAUGCUGUCAAUCUGGUUAUACGUAGACUUACAUUGGCUAUUCCCAAACCAGAUGAUAAUAUUUAUACUAAAGAGAUUAUUCAACCAUUUCAUUUUCAUUCUGGUCAAUUACAUAUUACAGCUAUAUUACCAAAAGAUAUAUAUUUUCAUGGGGAAACAAUACCAUUGAAACUAUUAAUUGAUAAUGAAUCUAGUAAUAUUGUACGUCGAUUAAAAAUACAAGUUAUCCAAAAUGUUGAAAUUACAUUAUUCAAACGUCGUACAAUUCAUUGUAAUAUUGUUGAUAUUGAUACAGAAAAAGGUUUUCCUAUUGAUUCAAAGACAACAGGAUGGAAUGAAAUCUUUCAAUUAAGACCAUCAUUACAAGAGAUAAGAGGACAUACAAUUAUUGCAUUAGAUGGUAAACUUAAACAUCAAGAUACAAAUCUUGCUAGUUCUACAUUAAUAAAAGAUUAUAGAAAGAAAGAAAAUAUGGGAAUUAUUGUUCAAUAUAUGAUAAGAAUUAAAGCUGUAACUGGUUUCGGUGGACGUGAUGUUGAAAUGGAAAUACCAAUAGUAUUAUGUCAUACACGUCAAGAACAAGAUAUUCUCAAAGCUGAAGAAGCGGAUAAUUUAAUCAUUGAAAAAUUUAAAAGACCAUCAACAAAACAACGUCAACGAAGCAAAGAAACAGAGAGAAUGGAUAGUUUCUAAUUAAUAUUUCAGUAGUAUUCAAAGGAUCAUGACAACAAUAAAAGAGUAAUAAUCAUUGUGAA
Messenger RNA from Schistosoma rodhaini, 1250 nucleotides. Lineage: Eukaryota; Metazoa; Platyhelminthes; Trematoda; Strigeidida; Schistosomatidae. The record is from the annotation of a GenBank genome assembly.